This is a messenger RNA of Oppiella nova, 1218 nucleotides long. Lineage: Eukaryota; Metazoa; Arthropoda; Arachnida; Sarcoptiformes; Oppiidae. The record is from the annotation of a GenBank genome assembly.
AUGUCUAAGGUUUGUGUCAUUUGUGAAGAUAUAGCUUACGGCAAUAAUUUCGGUACACUUUCGUGCAAUUCGUGCAAAACAUUCUUCAGACGAAAUGCCAUCAAAACGAAAAUAUUCACGUGCUUAUCAAAUGGCAAAUGUGAGAUCACUUACGAGAAUAGAGGUUGUAUUAAAUGUCGUUUAGAGAAGUGCUAUGCUCUGGGUAUGAGAAAGGAUUGGAUAAUUGAUGAGAGAAUUAAACGCUUCCGACGCGUCAACUCUGACCGCAGGAGACGAUCCGAGCGUCUGAACGACAGGCGCUCUCAUGGCCUGACACUUAAUGAGAUGUGCGAUGAAAACAAGGGACGAGGUUUUGGUGCAAACAUUUGCGGCGAAAUGGUAUUCAAAAUGAUCACCGAUUUUGACACGAGUUGUCAUAAUAUUAAUACACAAAUGAAGAGGUUUUAUGAGAACUUUUACAAUAAAACUGCUCAUAAAUUAGUGGCUAACCAUUCAGUGGACAGACCUAUCGCUGAUUACAGCAACCAAUUAACUGAAUUAGAGGCCAAUAAAUUGAGUGAAUUAUUGGACUUCAGUCGAGGUCUGAGGCGACCAUUGGAUAAGACAAUCACCGAAAUGAUUGGCACCGAAGAUGUGAAGCAAGCGUUGGUUCUCUUGUUUACCGAUUCUCUCAACCAUUUAGUGAAUGGAGUGAAGAGUUUGUCUGAGUUUAAGGACUUCUGUGGCAACGAUCAGAUCUCACUCGUGAAGUACGGCUGUCUGGAUGUCAUAAACAUCCGGUCCGUUUUGUUUUAUGACUUUCGCAGUCAAUCCUUUGCUCUAUCCUUUAAGGACUUCUGUGGCAACGAUCAGAUCUCACUCGUGAAGUACGGCUGUCUGGAUGUCAUAAACAUCCGGUCCGUUUUGUUUUAUGACUUUCGCAGUCAAUCCUUUGCUCUAUCCGAUAACAACUCUUCUCACUUAAAGUUGGAUUCAUUACAAGUGUUUAAAUCAGAUAUCUAUAGUCCGUAUCUCAAUUUUAUGCACAAAAUAGCCCACGAUUGGGAUUCAGACCCUGUUGUCAUUGAUCUGUUGACAGCUAUGUUACUAUUUAACCCGAACCGUCCAAACCUUAUGCACAAGGAUUCUGUAAAUCAAACAGAGAUGAGAAACAGUGUCGCAGAGAAUCCGCAAGAAUACGGACCACUCAUUAGGGAGUUGUUUGAUAUGAAAGGUUGA